CCUUCGUAUGCUGGUAUUGCUGUCGUAUUCCAUCGGCAUAUAACGUUCAUCCCGACUAUUGUUGGCCUCCGCGAAAAGCUAUAAAAGGAAAUGGGUGCAUCCGUUUGGACUUACUUCCUGACGGUAUCUAGUUUGCCUAAAGUCGAAGAGAUCCGGUGAAAGAACUGAAAAUAUUAACUCUAUAGUAUUGUGAUUGAAUGCUGAUUGUCAUCAGUACCAGUGAACUUAUAAACAUGUUAACUUGUGCAAAAAUGGAUAACAAUAACCUGUCGCCAAACAUUGGGAUUACCACCGGAACAGGAAAUAACAACAACAGCAGCGAGAAUAUCUACAUCGAUAUUCCAACGCCCUCAACUCGGAGUAUUUCGCCACUAUCGUCGACUUCGCCAGGAAAGGAUAAGUCGUAUGGAUUCUUUCAGAACAUUUACCGCAAAAUCAGCUUAAAAUCAAGCGACGAAAUUAACAGCGUUAAUCGGGAUGAUGACUCACGAAGCUCGUCGAUGGAUUCUUGUUCUUCGAUCAGUGACCGACUGCAGGACCCACCAAAACGAAAUUCCAAUCCUUGCGUCAAAUCAGCUGAACAAAUAUUAACUCUUGAAUUGUCCAGCACAUCCAGUGAUUCUGCAAGCAAUUCUUCCCACGACGUCGAAAAGUCGCUGAGAUCAUCGAGGCGCUCAUCGGUACGCAAGUUGCUGGAGAAUCUGUCCAUAAAGACACCGACCCGAACCCGAUCGCUGUCGUGCAGCAGCACCUCGGUCAAUAUUCUUAACCAAAAGUGUCUCAAACAGAAAACAGAAUCCAAGGCAUCACUUUUCAGCAGCAACAGUUCAUCAGCCUUACCGAACAAUACCGGCAGCAAGCCACCACUAAAGAAAAUUCUCCGCCGACCGGUCUCGUAUACCUAUUUGCGGGGAAUCUCCGGAUUGCCUACACAACGUGUCCCGAGGUCAUCGAUUUGCUGUAGCUACUAUGGACGUUAGGUGUAUCGGAUAGCGGCUAGCGUAGUGACGAAAAUUGCAUUUAGCAUGCUGUAGUGGAAUUUACUGAACUGUACGCAAACAUCAUAUCAACACUAAGUAAAGGAAAACAAGCAAGACUUUUUCACCGUAAGGAACUAGAACAGCGAAACGAAUUUAGUGACUGAUUUUAGGGUGUGAGUGAAAGUGUAAACCAAAGAUAGAAGUAAUCUACGAAUAACUAACUCGAUUGGCAUUCGGUACCUUUUGCAACACAUUUUCGACGAAAACGCUGAUUUUAUGCCCCGCCAGUUUCUACUAUUGCGUUGAAUAGUUUGUACAUAUAUCUAAUACGACCCCACUAAGAUUAACGCGUGACGAUGUGGACACUAGUUAGGCAUUUUGAUGUAAGCCAAACCUGGACGAUUAAAGUGCAAUUAUUCUGAUACAACUUUUAAUUAAUUAAGCACGGAUGAGAAGCAGAAGCGACCAAAUUGUUUGAUAUGGUAAAUGGAUAAUCUUAUUUGGAAAAAAAAACUAAGUGAUCUAAACUUACCAAUAGUAAUAAUAUUGAUAAUAAACUUAAAGCUAGUGUGUACAUUUGAAUAGAGAGAUCGAAGAAUUGCCACGAUAUUACGCAUUAAGUAGGACAGAUACGAGCUACGCUAAGCAACACCAAAAUUCUAAAUUUCCGUUUUCUGGACUAGCGAAUUCCAGUAACUGGGAGAUAUUAUUUCCACCUCGAUUGAAUAAUUCUUAGUGUAGUUCCAGCUCAGUUGUAUCCUUUGGAGAAGGAAGUCAUGUCGUUAUCAUGAAAUGAAAUGUUAUGGUAGAAAUUGUUUCAUGUAGAAUAUUUUUUGACGAUAAUAAAAAUAUUUCGAAUUGUUA
This is a messenger RNA of Topomyia yanbarensis, 1844 nucleotides long. RefSeq lists its product as uncharacterized. Bases 198 to 980 code for a protein of 260 amino acids. The record is from RefSeq and is a predicted model, not a curated record. NCBI's taxonomy places the organism in Eukaryota, Metazoa, Arthropoda, Insecta, Diptera, Culicidae. The transcript has a single exon.